ACCUUUCGCGCGUAAACCUCAUCCCCUACUUCAUUGUCCGCUUCCUGGAGCCAUUUUUCGUUCUAGCGAGAGGGAGUUUGCAUCGUAUUUUAAUCGCUUACAUCGGAUGUCAUCGGCUUUAGCAAUUACACUCAUAUUACAGCAAUGCAGUCCUAACACUGUGUGCUUUCACCAUUUAUGAUUAUUUUACAUCAUCUCGCUCGGAUUUGAUAGAAAACGAGCCUCAAAGCAAAAGAGGGACAAAGGGACCCUGCGCCUCUGAGGAUCAUGAGAAAGGGGGGUUCCUCGGUCCCAGGACAAGUAAUGUUAACAGGGCUUGUUAGGGGUGAUCAGCACGUUGUUUUUAGCGCGGUUUCCGAUCGACGGUGUGCAUCUUAUUCCAAUGCAGCCCGUUUACAAAUAAACACACCUCCGUCCACUAAUAAUGUCCGUAUGUCCGAGGCUUCUACUGACAGUUUGUACAGCACUCCUCUACAAGGAGCGACACCUGGGACAGGACUGCGACCCACACUAGGACGACCACCGGCUAAAAGGAGGCUGGAGCUGGACAUCACAGACCACCAAUACAGUGAGCCAGCUAAAUCCCUUCGGAGUGGCAGAGGCGCUUUUAAACUGAAGGUCCCCAAAGCUCCCAAAACCCCACCGGAGAAGACCCGGUAUGACACAUCCCUGGGAUUCCUGACUAAAAAGUUCUGUCAGCUCCUGGCGGAGUCCACCGAUGGAGUGCUGGAUCUCAAUAAAGCCGCCAUUAUGCUCAACGUCCAGAAGAGGCGUCUGUAUGACAUCACCAACGUGCUGGAGGGUGUGUGCCUCAUCAAGAAGAAGUCAAAGAACAACAUACAAUGGCUGGGCUCCAGUCUGCCGUCAGAGGGUGGGCUUCCAUCUCCAGCCAUGCCGAGUCACAGUCUGGCCAGAGAGAUGCUGGCGCUCACUCAGGAGGAGAGACGUCUGGAUGAGCUCAUUCAGACCUGCACACGUAACGUCCAGCACAUGACUGAGGAGAUCCACAGUCAAAAAUAUGCCUACGUGACCUAUCAGGACAUCCAAAGAAUAAAGAGCCUAAAAGACCAAACUGUCAUAGCGGUUAAAGCACCAUCUGAAACGAAGUUGGAGGUGCCUGACCCAAAGGAGAGUUUGGAGGUCCACCUGAGUAGCUCCAAGGGUCCCAUUGACGUUUUCCUCUGUACGGAUGGAGGUGACUCCGGCCUUGAUGUGAAUGGAAAUCACCCUGCGUUUCUCAAAGUCUCCCAAGAAGCCGCUACAGAUGGAAUGGCUGAUGGUGUGAAGACGAACGGCAGUGUCAAUGGUUAUGGGCCCCUGACUGGAAGUGCCCCCAUGUCACCCCUCAGUUCUUCCUUGUCCUCCAUUCUCCAACAGCCGGAAGAGUCCAUCCCCUUCGUGUCGCUGUCUCCUGCUCUUCUCAGCGAUGAAUACAUGCUGGGCUUGGGUGAUGAGCAGGGUAUAAGUGAUCUGUUUGACUCCUGCGAUCUGGACACGCUAGCGCUGGAUGACCUGCUCAGAAUAUGAGCAAAGCCAUCUGGACCUGUUUUCAAACUAGUUGACGGUGCUUUUAAGUUCCUGAAUGAAAUCUGGAUUGGUGAGGAUGAACUACAGACUGAAUUUCAUGAAUUCUUGUUGAAUUUGACAUUGACCGUUUACACUUGGAUCAUGGGAUCCAAGGUUUCUGUUGUCUGAUUCUGUACAGAUGGGUUUCUGUACCCUAAUGUUGUUUUAAAGUUAUUUUUAGUGUGGUGAAUUGCAUGAGCUGUGAUUUUCUCUAUGAACUUUGGUUUUCCUGAUGGUCACCUCUACAAAUAACACCCAAAGGUCACAAGUUCUUUAAAAUAUCAAGAGUAUUUCUCAACUCUCAAUGUUAAUGUUUUUGUCCUUUUGAGAUAAUCUAGUGGCUUGCUUUCAUGAGCGAGAGAAAAAAAAAAGGAAACCUCUCCAGUUUCCACAUGAUCUAAAUAUCAGAGAUCAGCUUGGAGUUCAUUUAUUGAAUGAUCCAAAGUGCAUUUGGUGCUCUGUUAUUAUGCUUUUUGCCGGUGUUCAGUAUUUCAGGGCACUGAUCAAGGAGCGAGUGCUUUGUGUGGUGAUUUUAGUGAUCUCUGGGUAAAAUCAGAUUGGAGCUACAGUGUCUUGUCCCUUGUUACCAAAUGAGUUGUGCAAAGAAAUUAGGAAAAGACUUGUUCAUCCAUUUCGAUGUGAUUCAAAUAACAAUGUAAUGAAGUACUACAGGUUUGGCCAAAUUUUUUUUCUUUUUUUUCUUUUUUUCACAAACUGAAGUGUGAAUGACCCUCAUCUACUCCCCUUUUAAUGUUGAAUGUAUUUCAGUAUCUGAAUUGCACUGAAGAUUGAAGCCAUCAUGGACAUAUGACAUGAAACAUUGUGUCCCACAGAAAUUGUUUUUAAUUUUCCGGAUAAGCCUCAUUACAUUCUUUUAAACAGGUCACGGUUCUAAUAUAUAUUUUUGUCUUUAUUCCUCCAAUCCUGCAAAUUAAUCUAAGCCGAUUUGUUACUUGAGUUGUAUUUUCUGUAACCUUUUUAGGAAAGUUAAAUUUUUUAAUGCUUCAAAUGUUAAAUAACUUAAUGCAGUUUUUGCUGUGGUUCAAGUAAAUUAUGGUCCAUCAUUCUGAAUUGGUGCUACUGCUCACUAGUUCUCUUGAUUCUGCAUUGGAAUGAAGGUGUUGGUCGUGUAUGCAUAGAUAAAUGUUAUGAUUGAUCACCAGUAUGUAUUCUAUUCUACGGUGUGGGUUGAUUUUACUCCAAGAAGUAGAACUUGAUCUUAUUAUUUUGUGUGUGUGUGCCAACGUGUGUGGAAAUGUGAAGUUUUAUAUGUGGAUUAUAAACUGCACAUUAACUGUUUGCAAAUAGAUUUUAAUAAAAUUAUGAAUUUCUGCA
Molecule: messenger RNA, 2901 nt
Organism: Carassius gibelio (silver crucian carp)
Lineage: Eukaryota; Metazoa; Chordata; Actinopteri; Cypriniformes; Cyprinidae
Product: transcription factor E2F3
Exons: 7
Coding region: 268-1527 (419 amino acids)
Biological process (GO): regulation of transcription by RNA polymerase II
Cellular component (GO): RNA polymerase II transcription regulator complex
Molecular function (GO): RNA polymerase II cis-regulatory region sequence-specific DNA binding; protein dimerization activity; actin filament binding
Source: RefSeq, a predicted model, not a curated record